Molecule: messenger RNA, 6619 nt
Organism: Rhineura floridana
Lineage: Eukaryota; Metazoa; Chordata; Lepidosauria; Squamata; Rhineuridae
Gene: C3H6orf47
Product: chromosome 3 C6orf47 homolog
Exons: 3
Coding region: 1254-1886 (210 amino acids)
Source: RefSeq, a predicted model, not a curated record
AUCUGGCUACCCUAGUCCUAGCCCGCAGCCCCUGCUUCACCACCAUUAAGACGGCCACAACCGGCUCCAGCUCUUUCUCAGGAGAACCCUGGCUUCCAGCCUCCCUUAUUACUAAAACUUAUGAAACUUCCAGCUCUAUGAGAACCCAGGAGUGCGGGCUUGCCCCCAGCCUCGUUAUUACUUCAGCGUAGGAGCCACCUAGUUUCUGACUCCCUCUCAAUGAACCCAGGAGUCCCGGCUGCCAGUUUUAAGUGCCCUACCUGGGGGGAGGCUUUCCCGCCCUUUAGGCCCCGGGAGACACCCCAACCGGCCUUCCAUGUCUCCUAAUUCCUCCCCGGUCCACCCCCCAGGCAGUUUCCUUCGUUUCCUCCCAGAUGCAUUCCCCCUUGAGGCUCCUCCCGUCUUUCGGGUGGCGCUUCUGCUUCUCAUCCAGCCCCACCAGAAAAUCCGAAGGAAGAGAGUUUACCCCUCCCCUCUCCACAUCUAGGGCUGGGCAAGUCUCUCCUCUUCCCUUCCUUUUUCUCUUGUUUGCUCGGCGGGGCCAAAGAUCCUCGGAAAAUCCUCUGCGUUGCUGGUGUUUGGACUUUAUUUUAUAUAUUUUAUUUUUAAAAAACAAGAGGGAACCUGUUCUGGAGCGAAAGAUCCCAUCUUUGAUUGGAGGUGGUGUGAUGUGAGAUUUUGGAGCCUCUGAAUUAAUAAGAAGCUGUUUUUUUUUCUUUUUGGGGAGGCACCAAUAUACCCCUUUGGAAACGGGGGAGGGAGCUCCCCCCCCCAAUAUGCUCAUUUUGAGAAAUGAACCUGCAUGUCGUGAGAUGGCUAGUUUGUCAAGGGUAUUGGAAAAAGUCAGUGUGAUGUGGCAGGCAGCUGACCUUCCUUCUGUGUGAGUCAACCAAAUCUCACCACAUGUAUUUCCUUGGACAGAGAAAAUUUAUAUUCUCAAUAGCCAAAGCUUAGGACAGCUCCAAGCCCAGAUAAGCCCUGAUUUAUGGAUAAGGCACAAUUGUGGUUUACUUGGAGACUGAGCCAGCAGCCUUGAGAUCUGAAACAUCACAAGCCAAGCUGAUGCCCGCAGGAGGAGGAAAACAUGCAGUGCUAGCACAUAUCCUUUGUGGCAGGAAGCUGAUCUUCCAGAACGUCGGGGCUCAAGUUUGCUUUGGUUGAUCUGGGCAUAAGCUCCCACCUCAGCUCUUUACUUUUAUUAUUAUUAUUUAUUUUUCUUAGGCUGGAAAGAGCCCAAGUCCUUUCCCUGUGUCAUGUUCUUCAGCAGAGUCAAGUCGUGGCUCCCCGGACUGCCUUGGCAGCGAGGAAAGGCAAAGGACUCAAAAAAACAGGUGGGAGGAUUGAAGGAGGAGCUUGAGGAGCCGCAGGAGUGCAUGGUGCCUCCCAAAGUGAGGUGGUGGAGCGGCCACCAGCUCUUGGAAGCCAUUGGAUGGGGCCAAAGUUCCGCUGCUGGAGAGCAUUCCCUAUUGUCUGGGAUACCUCAGCCUCUCAGCCCCCCAAAGCCAUCUGUCGAAUUGCCAGAGCACUUCCAGAUCUGCUUCAACUUCACUCGCCACCUCUUUGACUUGUGUGUGGUGACUUUGCUCUGUGCAUCUUCACCAGCUUUCCGGCUGGCCUUGGAUAUCCUGGGCUUUGGGGGUCCCCUUAAGGUUUGGAUCCAUGGCGUUGCUUGUUUCUUGGUCACCGCCUAUGGGAUGUACUUGGCCCUCUGGUUGGUGCAGGAGUAUCUUGUGCAGUUUGCCUGCCUCUACGGUUUCCUACAGACCCUGGUCUUGUGUGUCAGCAUCCAGGCUGGUGCGUCGGAGCCCCAAGAGGUUGAACAGGCCACUGGCCCUGACCCAGACAAGGAAGAGGAACUGUCGACAACUGACACGUGCAACCAGUAAUUGCUCCUGUAUGGAGGAAGACUGUGUUGAUCCACCUCCUGUGGAUGUUGGGGAAGAAAUGAGGGAUGGAAGCCAAAGAGAUCAACUGAGGUGGUCCCUGAUUAGGAUGGCUGGACAGACAAAAAAAAAAGAGUGUUUUGUGGUGUGUAUAUGUUUGCAAAAAUGAGUAAGUGGUAAUGGCUCAGGCAAUAAGAUCUAGUUUCAAGUCCAAUUUGUGAAUUACUUUGAAAGGAGUCCAAUUUGUGAAUAGCUUUGAAGGGAGACUCCAUUAGGCAGGGAGGGUAACCCAGCCAGACCUGUUACUGCCUAGUGGGUCUUGGAGAGCAGAAAUCAUGGUGUGGAAGAGAGUUGGGUGCAGCUAUUCUACACAUCUAAACCAGUUUGAAACUGGUUUUCCUGCCAUGUCUGCUUCCAGAGGACCUUGUAGUUGUGUGUUGGAGGGAGGGGUGAGGGUUUCCAGGGUUCCUUAAUGGAGAGCCAUUUGAGCACUGGUUUAUAGCUGAAGUAUGUUUGGCUGGCAGUUUUGAAGGAGAGUAGAUGGGUGACCAGUACAUACUCAGGUCCUAUAAACUCCAGGCUGGUGAUGUCAUCCUUUCUUGGACCCUUCUGCCUGGCCACUUGCCCUCUUUGCUCUAACUGGGACCAAAGAGUGGAUCUAUCUAUCGUUAUCUGAGCCGCAGUAGACUCUUAAUCAGGGUAAGAGUGUGAUGGAUUGGAGAACGAAAGAUCAGAUCCAGUAGACUGUACAAAUUACCUUCAUCAGAAAAACGAGGUGCAAUAUAGUGUAUGUAUGAGAGAGACCUGUUGUACCUGAACAAGAGGAUUCAAAUGAGCCCAUGGGAGAACUAUAUGUUAGGAGGGGGCAGAGUCUUCUGACUGCUAUGACAUACAUCUACUGAAGGAGAAUCCAGCCAAGGGGAAAAGAGUAUAACUACUGGGAAGGAAUCUUCACUAUUCCCUGUUAGAAGAGGGCUGACUCUCCAUAGCUUAUUCUGAAGGAGAUGCUGAUGGGUCUGGGUGGAUGUUUAGAAAGCUGAUCUCUUCCAUCCCAAACCUCAGGGAUAAGCAAUUCUGAGCCUAAAAUUUCAGCUAGAUCCCACCUGCUCCACAGUCACCAGCAUCUAGAACUUUCUUCAGCUGUGGAACUAGCUCUUCAUUCUGUUUUCCUGAUCUCUUCCUUCUCCCUCCCCUGGCAAUAUUAUUUCCACUGGAUCUGGAGCCCACAGUAGUGUGGGAGGUGCGUUGCCUCAAGGAGCUGUGUGCAGUUGAGAGAGGAGGUAAACAUGCCUCUUGCUGGUCCAGUUCUGCUUGAGCCAUGCAGAGAAUACAAAACUCGACCUGUCACUUGGCAAGAGGAUCAAUCUACCAAAGGAUAAGAAUGGUCAAUAAUCAGGAAUGGGAAUUGUAGUCCAGCAACAUCUGGAGGGCUACAGGUUCCCCAGUACUGAAUCAGAAGGAGUCAGGAACUGAAAGAAAAUUGUUCUCUUCGCCCGGUAUCUCUGGGUCUUUAGGUAUCCAGAUAUGAAAUCUGAAGUGCCCACCAUUUUUCCCUCACUCCUCCCCCCCCCCGCCCCCCACAUCCUCCCCCUUGCUGAAGGAGGAGUGCAAGCAACCGGCAUGGUUUUGUCGAUGGGGUGUGUGUGUCCCUUCCCAUCCCUCUCCAUUGCUGCCUGCCAUUGAGGAAAGCAGUCAGGAGGGAGGCUGGUGAGGAUUGCAUCAUGAGGCAAACAGGAGCAGGCUCCUCCCACUGAGAGUGCAUCAUGAUUGUCUCCUGUCCAGAGGUGGGACACAAUUUUUCUCCUGUUGUUCUGGCUCAGAGUGGUAAGCGGCGGUAACGCAGCCGAAGCUCUGCUCAUGGCCGGAGUUCAAUUCCAACGGAAGGAGGAAGUCGAAUCUCCAGUAAAAAGGGGUCGAGGUCCACUCAGCCUUCCAUCCAUCCGUGGUCGGUAAAAUGAGUACCCGGCAUAUGCUGGGGGGUAAAGAAAGGCCGGGGAAGGAACUGGCAAUCCCACCCCAUAUAUACGGUCUGCCUAGUAAAACGUCGCAAGACAUCACCCUAAGAGUCGGAAACGACUCGCACUAUAAGUGCAGGGACACCUUUACUUUAUUCUGGAGAGCAGUGAGAGAGGAGGGUGCAUUGGACAUCAUGCUAGCCAAACAGAAAAAGUACUGGUACCCCCUCCCCCCCAAUAUCAGGGCCUUAGCAGCUGACCAAUCAAGCUGAUCACUAGUGCCAGUCAUGUACAACAUUUAUCUAUGAUACCAUGGCCUUGAAUAAUUCAUAAAAUCUCCUCUUGUGAUGUACAGUUGUGGUACAAAGAAGUCUAUCACCUCAGCCCCCCCCUUCUAAUUUUCUCUGAUGUACAUCAGGAGCUGUAGAGCAGCCAUGCAACUGUACAAUUCAUGCAUGCAUGCAUUCACCAAUUGGCUCUUGCAGCUGAAUUGGCUGUGUCCUCAAAUUGACCAAGAGACCUCACCACAGCACAUCAGGGUCUGGCAUACAGUAGAACUAUAAUAAAUCAAAUUUCUAAUGCAAUCCAGAAUGGCGAGAGCCAGGCCAGAACAAAAUCAUCAGUGUCCAUUCUUCCUUAGUACAAAGUCUUACAGAAUUCUUCCCCUUGUGCUGCUUGGAUGCCCUCUCGCCUAAGACGUGUUAAGUUGUGUCCUCUAGAUUCUAAUUCUAGAACAGAAAUGUGGAACCUGUGGCCGUCCAGUUGUUGAACUACAGCUCCUAUCAUCUCUGACCAUGGGCUUUAUUAACUCACAUCUGCUUACAUUUAAAGCACAUUAUUCCUCCCCCCCCCGAAAAAAAUCCUGAGAACUGUAGUUCGUUAUGCAUGCUGGCAAUGGUAGCUCUGUGAGGGGCAAACUACAGUACCCAAGAUUCUUUGGGGGAAGUCAUGUGCUUUAAAAGUACGAUGUGCAUGCAGCUCUGGUCUAGAAUGAAGUCACCCACCCACCAUGUGGUCUUGAAAUGUCAGUUAACGGUUAUUCCUAGAAGAAGGGCUGAUCUAGACAGUAGAUGGGGAGGAUCUAUAGCCUUCACACUUUAGAAGCUGGCAGAACAGGGUUUCUGAGGGCUUGUACAAAUGAUUGUUUUUUUGUUUUGGAGCAAUGGGAAUGACUUUCCCCCUCCAGCAGGGGAAAUUCUUGUUUUUAAAAGAAAAAGAGGGAUGGGGUGGGGUGGAAGAGAAGGAAAAUAUAACAGUGUUACUAAGGGGCAGACAGACAAGCCCCUUUCUUCCCCCUCUCACUAUCCAGUUAAAAUGAGUUUCAAAUAAGUCUUAUUUAAAAACUUUGAAGCACUUGAGGGGAGAACUUAUCUUUGAAUGUGAGUUUAUGGAAACUUUCCUAGGGGAGGUGCUUUAAUCCUUCCUGCGCCUGUUGAUUUCCAGCUACAAUUGCCUCUCCCCCUCCCCACACCAUUCUUUCCUUAGCCAAACUGAGCCAGGAGCGGGGGUGAUGUUGGAGCCCAUGACAACUGCAAAAGAGGGCAUUUUUGAGAAGAAUGAGCAAAUGGAGGAAGGGUUAAGCCUUUCUGCCUAACCACUGAUUUUUCCCUGCAAGUGUCCUGACCGCACACACAUAUUGAAAGGAAUGUACGAAGCUGGAAACCUUGUGUUUUUUACACACCAUGAAGUUUCUACCCUCUUAGUUGUGACUGACUUAUGCUGGUUUCAACACAACACUUUAAAAAAACCCUCUCUUAUUAAAGAGUUAUACAAGCGCUGAUGUGAAAAAGCUAGUAAGCACUCACCCUCAGCCAAGCUAAUAAAAAAAAAGGUAACACCAUGUCAAGAUAAGAACAUAAGAAGAGCCUGCUGGAUAAGGCCAGUGGCCCAUCUAGUCCAGCAUCCUGUUCUCACAGUGGCCAACCAGGUGCCUGGGGGAAGCCCGCAAGCAGGACCCGAGUGCAAGAACACUCUCCCCUCCUGAGGCUUCCGGCAACUGGUUUUCAGAAGCAUGCUGCCUCUGACUAGGGUGGCACAGCACAGCCAUCACGGCUAGUAGCCAUUGAUAGCCCUGUCCUCCAUGAAUUUGUCUAAUCUUCUUUUAAAGCCGUCCAAGCUGGUGGCCAUUACUGCAUCUUGUGGGAGCAAAUUCCAUAGUUUAACUAUGCGCUGAGUAAAGAAGUACUUCCUUUUGUCUGUCCUGAAUCUUCCAACAUUCAGCUUCUUGGAAUGUCCACAAGUUCUAGUAUUAUGAGAGAGGGAGAAGAACUUUUCUCUAUCCACUUUCUCAGUGCCAUGCAUAAUUUGAUACACUUCUAUCAUGUCUCCUCUGACCCGCCUUUUCUCUAAACUAAAAAGCCCCAAAUGCUGCAACCUUUCCUCGUAAGGGAGUCGCUCCAUCCCCUUGAUCAUUCUGGUUGCCCUCUUCUGAACCUUUUCCAACUCUAUAAUAUCCUUUUUGAGAUGAGGCGACCAGAACUGUACACAGUAUUCCAAAUGCGGCCGCACCAUAGAUUUAUACAACGGCAUUAUGAUAUCGGCUGUUUUAUUUUCAAUACCUUUCCUAAUUAUUGCUAGCAUGGAAUUUGCCUUUUUCACAGCUGCCGCACACUGGGUCGACAUUUUCAUUGUGCUGUCCACUACAACCCCGAGGUCUCUCUCCUGGUCGGUCACCGCCAGUUCAGACCCCGUGAGCGUAUAUGUGAAAUUCAGAUUUUUUGCUCCAAUAUGCAUAAUUUUACACUUGUUUAUAUUGAAUUGCAUUUGCCAUUUUUCCGCCCA